Messenger RNA from Colletotrichum costaricense, 150 nucleotides. RefSeq lists its product as uncharacterized. Lineage: Eukaryota; Fungi; Ascomycota; Sordariomycetes; Glomerellales; Glomerellaceae. The record is from RefSeq and is a predicted model, not a curated record. The coding region runs from base 1 to 150 and encodes 49 amino acids. The transcript has a single exon.
AUGGCAUGGCAUCGCGUUGCAUCGCAUCAGCCAUCAACGCUAAUAAAGGGACCCAAGCCAAUGCCCAUGUGGCCUCUCCAACAUGAAGCCAGUGAGGCCGCACUCAUCUCGCAUCGCACGCCCGACUGGCUAGUCGCCGUCAUAGAUUAG